CCCGCCUGGAGUACAGUGAUCGAGUUGCUUUAAGUCAAACCAUAUGUGAGUUGCACUAAUUGCUGUAACCAUAUUGCAGAUACCACUCCAGACUUCUCUAGGCGUUUCCAAGACAGUAGUUUCUCAUGUAGUGUGAAUAUUUUCAACUGACAUUUGAAUGUUUCCACUCAGUCUGGUGUGGCUGUGAAAAGUGGAGGGUGAUAUUUUUCCUGCUAAAUUCAUGGUGAAUUUUGAAGCCUUCCUAUCAAGUGGGAUCCAUGAUAUGGCAGCAACCUACAGGCUCAUGGUCACUACUGUGAACUGCUACGGCAGCGUGGUAAUUGACCGUCACUUUCAGCACACAGUGCAUUACUGCACGGGGACUUGCCAGCUCUUUAAGCAAGAUGUUGCAUGUAUAGUUGCUCAUCAUAGUGUUUGUGCGGCGCUCAAUGUUCAAGAUGCCACCUUAGACCAUAAACUUCCUGUUUCUGAAAAUGGCUUUGCCUUGUCUGGAAAUGAGGACUAUCAGCAAAUCCUCCCAAGUAAUCCAAGGCUCAAAAAGGGAUCUUCAGCACAAGCCACUGGCAGUUUAAAAGACAUUACUGGGGAGGCAAUAAACCUUGCCAGUGGUAAAAUAAAGGAAUUCUCCUUUGACAAGCUCAAGAACUCUUCCAGUCAUGUGGCCUACAAAAAGGGGAGGAAAGUUCGAUCCGAAUCAUUCAGACAAUCUUUUGAUUUUGACUUGAUUUAUGGACACUUUAACAAUGAUGAGAAUUGCCCUCCAUGUGGCUUUUUGCAGAGCCCCUCGCCUGGGGAGAAGUGGCAGGAGAGCAAUGACUCUCCCGAAGUCGGCCUGAAUUCCAUGGCUCCCUUCACCCCGCAGUCCUCCUUAGAAGAAAACAUCAUUACCCAGAUUUUGGAAAAACACAAGCUGGAUGGGUCCUCUGGUGGAGAUAUUAAGGUGUGCUUAGACAUCCUGCUCAAGUGUUCAGAGGAUCUGAAGAAGUGCACAGACAUCAUAAAGCAUUGCAUCAAAAAGAAGUCUGCAGGCAGAGUUAGUGGAGGGAACAGCAAUGAUUCCCUGGCCAGUUCCGAAAUGAUAUAUAUGAAUCUGAUGACAAGAUUUUCUUCAUACCUAAAAAAGCUCCCCUUUGAGCUCAAGUCUCCUGGGCUCAAGGAAGCUGGUGACUUGGCAGACUUGCUUAACUGUUUCCAUGGAUUGCAGCAGGCUCCCUUUUCCACAGUAUUUGGAGAUGAGCAACCCCCCAGGUAUGAAGAUAUUAUCCAGCUACCAGCUUCAGGAACAGCUCCUCUCAGCCCGCCAGGUGACCAGGGUGACGUGACAAGCACCACUCAGUCCAGCCAAACCAGCACUUUGAGCUUGGCCUCAAACUCCCUGCCCGGUGUCACGCAGGAGAGCAGUGUGAGAGCAGUGAAAGAUGCUUGCGCUCUACCUCAGUUACCCUCCACAAGCCCUACUGACUGCACGUCUUCCACAGAGCCUCUGUACAUUGAAGAAGAAUCAGAUGGGGAAAGAGCAUUAAAGAAGGUAAAGAAAGAGGAGAAAGGCAGCUGGGAGGGUUUAGAGUGCAGCUCCCACCCAGAUGUGACUGCCAAUGUUAAAGCAGAGCAUGCUGCAGGGGGAGCUGAUGAACUAGUCCACACUUCUGAGAAAAUGACUUUCCUAAAACCAGUUUCAGAUUCUGUGCUGGGUGGUGAUGCCUCUAAAGUAGGAGAGAUGUGCAGCAAGAUGGACAAAGAUGAGAUAGACAAACUGCUCCUGGACUUGGAGUGCUUCUCGCAGAAAAUGGAGAGUACUUUGAGGGGACCCUCUCUAAAGCUGAGUGAACCUGCCCAUUUGCAGGUGUUUGACUGGCAGAGUAGGCAGGUACUACCUCUGUCCCUUGAACCUAAAAGUGAACCCAAAAGCAAACCCAUUGAUCCCCCUAACCCUUUGUCAAAAAUCAUGGAAACCAAUGGCCAUAAAAUUGAAGACGACGACAAAGCCCUCUUACUGCGGAUCCUCGAAAGCAUUGAGGACUUUGCCCAAGAGCUGGUGGAAUUCCAGGCAGGCAAAGGAAGCUUGUCCAAGGAGAAGGAGGUGAUGAGGAUUCUUCAGGAGACUUUAACCCCUCCGUCGCAGUCCCUCCUUGUAGGGCAAAAAAGCUGCACUGGGAAUACCCCCAAGGACUCCGUCCCAGCUGCGAUUCAGCAGGCCCCAGAAGUGAUCAAGGUUCAAAACAAACCAGAGAAGAAACCGGGAACUUCAACCUCAGCCCCCUUGAACUCAGUGCUUAGCCCCUGUGCUCUUCUGCCUGUGAAUAAAGCCACCAGCAGCGCCCCUUUGCCCAUAAACAUUCCACGUUUCUACUUCCCCAAAGGACUUCCGAGUGCCUGCACUAACCACGAGGAGGUCAUCGCCAGGAUUGAAGAAGCCUUUGCAGAGUUUGAAGAUGAGAAAGCAAAUGUCUGUGAAAUGGGGAAAAUUGCUAAGAUCUGUGGCUGCCCACUGUACUGGAAAGCACCUAUGUUCAGUGCAUCAGGAGGGGAAAGGACAGGACGUGUAUCUGCACACUCCUUUGUAACCAUGUGGAGAAAGGUCCUACGUAACUGUCAUGACGAUGCGUCCAGGUUCACGUACCUUUUGGCGAAGCCCAGCUGUGACUGCCUAGAGCAGGAGGACUUCAUCCCGCUGCUUCAGGAUGUAGUGGAAACACAUCCUGGCCUGACGUUCCUGAAGGAUGCUCCGGAAUUUCAUUCCCGGUAUAUCACAACGGUUAUACAGAGAAUAUUCUACACAGUCAAUCGCUCCUGGUCGGGGAAGAUCACACUAACAGAACUGAGGAAAAGCAACUUCCUGCAAACUCUUGCUCUCUUGGAAGAAGAGGAUGACAUAAAUCAGAUCACAGAUUAUUUCUCCUAUGAGCACUUCUAUGUCAUAUACUGUAAAUUCUGGGAACUGGACACUGAUCAUGAUCUUUACAUCAGCCAGAAGGAUCUGGCUAGGUACAGUGAUCAAGCUUUAUCAAACAGGAUUAUUGAGCGAAUAUUCAGCGGCGCUGUGGUGAGAGGAAAUGAAGUUCAGAAGGAAGGCCGCAUGAGCUAUGCAGAUUUUGUGUGGCUGCUGAUCUCAGAGGAAGACAAAAGGAGUGCUACAAGUAUCGAGUACUGGUUUCGGUGCAUGGACCUGGACGGAGAUGGGGUGCUCUCCAUGUAUGAGCUGGAGUACUUCUACGAGGAGCAGUGUGAGCGCAUGGAGGUGAUGGGCAUAGAACCCCUGCCCUUUCAUGACCUGCUAUGUCAGAUGCUCGACCUUGUUAAGCCGGAGAGGGAUGGAAGAGUAACCCUGAGAGACCUAAAGAGGUGCAGAAUGGCUCAUGUCUUCUUCAACACCUUCUUCAACUUAGAAAAAUAUCUGGACAAUGAGCAGAGGGAUCCCUUUGCAGUGCAAAAGGACAUUGAAAACGACGGCCCCGAGCCCUCCGACUGGGACAGGUACGCUGCCGAAGAGUACGAGAUCCUGGUGGCUGAGGAGUCCGGGACCGAGCAGCUGCAGGAAGGAUCAUUUGAGGAAGACUGUGACGCAGAUGACGUCUUAUCUACCCCUGAAACUGGAGACAAGUCGGACAAACUCGUUAUCGGCGAUCUCUCGGCCUAGAGAAAUGGAAGACGUGUAGUCGGUAUCUGUCAAACUGGAGAGCAAUCAGUCCGAAGACCCUUAAGUGAUUUUUCUUAAAUCCCUCCUUGGAGCAAUGUGCUUUAUUUUGUACACUGUAAUUUGAGAAUCCUUUUCCUCUCCCUGUGUAACUGCAAUAAGGUAAUUUCUAUAAAAAGCUUUUUACAAUGUGUUAUUGUGCACGCUCAUUAAAGAUGGUGAUUGCACCUUGUUUCUUUUAUAUCUUUCCAUACAAACUCAUAUGUCCCCA
This is a messenger RNA of Tinamus guttatus (white-throated tinamou), 3905 nucleotides long. The record is from RefSeq and is a predicted model, not a curated record. NCBI's taxonomy places the organism in Eukaryota, Metazoa, Chordata, Aves, Tinamiformes, Tinamidae.